Molecule: messenger RNA, 1196 nt
Organism: Ziziphus jujuba (common jujube)
Lineage: Eukaryota; Viridiplantae; Streptophyta; Magnoliopsida; Rosales; Rhamnaceae
Product: pentatricopeptide repeat-containing protein At4g21190
Exons: 6
Coding region: 156-1088 (310 amino acids)
Molecular function (GO): protein binding
Source: RefSeq, a predicted model, not a curated record
UGAGAAGAUUUUUAUAUUUCCUGUUUGUCUGCUGAGAAAAUAAAAACUUACUGGGUGAGGAAAAGGAAGUUAAAAUAUCUUCCAUUACACUCACUCUCAGCUUUUGGCCAUUGCUGUUCCUCCCACAAGCUAGAACCGGUACCCUUUUUUAUAGGAUGCUUUCUUUGAGAUACUGUCCUCCUAUCAUUACAAGAGGAAUUGAAUCAACUAAACCUUCGAGGAGCAAAAGCAGCGUAGUGGUAUGUGCUGCAAAAGGCCCUAGACCAAGAUAUCCCCGUGUGUGGAAAACCAAAAAGAGGAUUGGGACCAUUUCCAAAUCUGCAAAGCUUGUAGAGUGUGUUCAAGGAUUGUCAAAUGUAAAAGAAGAAGUUUAUGGGGCCCUUGACUCUUUCAUUGCCUGGGAGCUAGAAUUCCCUUUGAUUACAGUGAAGAAAGCAUUGAAGACCCUUGAGAAUCAAAAAGAAUGGAAGAGGAUAAUUCAGGUGACAAAGUGGAUGUUAAGCAAAGGUCAAGGAACAACAAUGGGAAGCUAUUUCACAUUGCUAAAUGCUUUAGCAGAAGAUGGGAGACUUGAAGAAGCUGAGGAGCUAUGGGCAAAACUAUUUUCAGAGAACCUAGAAAGCAUGCCUCGGAUUUUCUUUAACAAGAUGAUUUCCAUCUACUAUCACAGACGCAUGCAUGACAAGAUGUUUGAGAUAUUUGCUGACAUGGAAGAGCUUGGCAUUCGACCAAAUGUUUCAAUCGUUUCCAUGGUUGGAAAUGUGUUCCAGGAGCUAGACAUGUUGGACAAAUACGAAAAGUUAAACAAGAAAUACCCACCACCAAAAUGGGAAUAUAGAUACAUAAAAGGAAAGCGGGUUAGAAUUCGAGCCAAAGAUGUAGCAGAUUUUGAAAAUGCUCACAGACACCGAGGCGUGAGGAAGGAUAACGAAUCAAAUCCAAGUUCAGUUGAUCCCUCAGAAAGAAUCGAAUCAAGUUCAAACAGACCCCAUGAUGAUGAAGAACAUGAGGAAGAGGAUCGAAAUGCAAACAGGGCCGACCCAACUUUAUCUGUGGCCUUAGGGGAGAAAACCGAAGAGGCUUUUUAGGAUUUUUGUUCUUUAAAAUUUUUUUUAUAUUUUUGUUCAGGUUCUUUUCAUAUAUAAUGUUAAUUAAUGUAUAUUUGCAACAAUAUUUUAUUUAAUUUUCUUUUUCUC